This is a messenger RNA of Paramacrobiotus metropolitanus, 1270 nucleotides long. RefSeq lists its product as uncharacterized. Bases 17 to 886 code for a protein of 289 amino acids. Lineage: Eukaryota; Metazoa; Tardigrada; Eutardigrada; Parachela; Macrobiotidae. The record is from RefSeq and is a predicted model, not a curated record. The transcript has 2 exons.
UAAAUAAAGAACCCAGAUGGGUGAUUUGCUGCAGCGAGAUCUACCCUCGAAUUUUACAAUCGUCUUAUUGUUUACAAAAAUGUUAUUAUCAGUAAUGGAGGAGUCUUCAAUGCCGCACCAUCCCACGGAAACCCACUACCGUUUUCAAGUGUUCCAGUCUGAUGAGCAACAGCUUUGGAAAGAUACGCGAAGGGCUGGCAUAAGACGCUCUUGCAUUGAAUCUGUUAUAUCGCAUUUUAGGUGGCUAAUUGGUUUAUAUGUGGUUCUUUUUGUUGUGACAAUGACGGUUCUGUACUGGCUCUUUGCGGGAAGAAUAUAUUAUUCUUCCACGCCUAGCCUGGCUAAGUGCGAAAAUCCGGAGAUGCGUGAAGGCUUUUUCUGCCAAUACUUCUGGAUUAUCCUACAAAGUCUCAACGGUCCAGCUGGAUGCGUUGGUAGUUUUGGUCCGUGCUUAAUGGGUUCGGGCGUCAUAAGCGAAAUGCAUGCUUGGAGAUUUUUUUCGACGCUGGAAUUAAAGUCGAGGCAGACGCUGAUCAAAUGCUGGAACAGAAGCAGCCAUCUAGAGCAGUACAUUCAGCACUACGCGAUUUGCUGCGCUGUUGGAUGGGUAUGCGCAGUGGCCGUGCAACUGUUCGUUGUCGUACACGAUUUCGACUAUGCGUUAGGCCUGCUGGGGUUGGUGACCUUUAAUUUUGAGAAGAUCUCUGGCCGAGAAUUACUCAUGGCUCCGCUGCUGUCUAUCGGCAUAGCCACUGCGAGUAUAAUUGUCUGCAUGCGUUGUCAGUCAAAGAUUUCUGCGCUGAAGAAGAUGCUGCUGUUUGAGUAUCAUCCUCCUGAAACAGCGAACGCAGUCUGGAACAACUAUGUGCAGAAGAAACGCUGUUAAGAUUGGAUGGCCGAUUCGAUUUGAUGUGCGCAGCCCAUAUCGCGCGGGUGAUUUUUACUGCGUUUACUGCAAAGACGAGCAGUACAUACUGCAUUUUCAAUCUGGAUGCAAUGAUACAAAGGAUUUUUUACUGGACAUACGAACUACGGACAGUCAUCAAUACAGCCGUUCACGGUUACCCAUUGCAUCACCUAAACUACCUGCCACCGAAAGCCGACUUGUAAAUAUUCAUCUGCUUAUUUUUAGAUUUCAGGUACUUCGUAUGCUAAGUUCUCUAACGUCUACGGCUUGCCGGGUCAAAUUGCUGCCGGAGUUGUUUUGAUUUUUAAUACUGUUCACUGUGACCAUUACGUAGUGUUUUUAAUAAUCCAAAUAAAGUGAUGC